AUGCAGGCACAAGUCGUCGUAACAGAUCAGAAUCAGACGGUCAUUACGUCGCAGCAGAGUCUGCAGUCCGUCCAGACGCUCUUGCGGGCCGGCCUUGGCUGUAUCACAUACCUGAGGAAUCUUCUCCCGUCGGACAACUUCUCAGAAAGCUAUCUGACUUCAUCGAGUCCCGACACGCUGCCUUCGCAGUCCUCCAAGUCUGGCAGCUCGUUCGCUUCAACCGACAGCCGACCAAAUGUUAGCGGGUUUAAGAUUAUGACCGUUACGCGAGGAUUCACAGAGGAGGCGGAUAAGCUUCUCGAUUACAUGGAGAACGGCGUAUUCGACGCUUUGCAGAAGAAUUAUCUACGCAGCUUCGUAUUUGCUGUAUAUCUGGACGACCAAGACCCCAACAACAUCAUUGAAUCUUACACCUUCAAUUUCAAUUACUACGAGGUUCCUGGGACGAAGGAGACAAUACCCGUAAUGACACUUGGAGAAGAGAUGAACAAGCUCUCUUUGUCUGCGCCAAGUCGAGCGCAGGAUCCUGUGGCCGAGGCAAUGAGGAAGGGUAAGGUUCCCACUCUGGGAGAAGUGAAACGGAGCUUGAAGACUCUGAUCAAAAACCUCAUACAAGCGACUACACAAAUGGACCCUCUUCCGAAACGACGUUUUGCCACCUUCAAGCUCUUCUAUUACGACAACACACCUGACGAGUAUGAGCCUCCUCACUUCCGUCCCGGAGAUGCGGACAGGGAUAAAUGGUUCAUGACUACCCACCACAAGCAAGAGGUUCCGGAGCGUUGUAGCGUUGGCUUUGUUCACACAGGUUACCACGGAGUUGACGUGAAAGUGACAUCCGUGUCCGCGUACCUGCCUUCUGGCGAAGAUAAUAACGCGCCUUUCCUGGGAACCACUGAACGGAAUGUGUUUGCAGCGCCUUCUUUGACUCCCAUGGAAGAAGCUGUGAUACGCGCUCAGCAGAUAGAGACGCAGCGUAGAGAUGCAGCUGAACGCCGGGUGAUCUGGAAUGGUGACGACAAUAUGGGAGAUGUAGGCAGAUCUAACGGCGGCGCAGGUGACAUCGACAUCAUGCCUGUCGGUAUCCGGAAUGAUGAUGGUGAUAUUGUACCGCUCUCACCCGUUGCGCGAGGGGAGGAAAGCGCAAUGGAAGCGCAAUAUGCAGGAAGACCGGAAAGCAUACCGGUGUGCAUCGGUCAACUGGCCAUAGUCGGGGCGCACCCUGGGCAAGAAGUCUCUCCGACGCAAGAGAUUGAGGAUUCUCCGGCCCGACCGUCUUUGCUCACCUCUGUCCAUUCUUCUCCGAGAUCGCCAACACCUACGCCGAAACCUAGAAACUCGUCCUGUCGUCAUAUCGGCGGCGAUGAGUUUUCCCUCCCACCCUCCGACGCUGUACCGUCCGUAUCCUCGUCCGCCGAAGGGCCGGAGAGCAUUGAUACGCAAUACCUGAAAGAUAUGAUCAUGGCGGAUAUGACGGCCCAAGAAGAUGACGGCGUGAUGCUAGACAUGGAAACGCAACAAAUUCAGGGCUUCUCCGGCACAGACGAGCCUAUCGAGCCAGUCGACGAAGUGCACACUCCAGCCACCGACACACCCAUGGAGCAGGACCAACUCGUCGAUACGCCCCCAGACUGCGAAUGUGGUGUACAGCUUACCGAUUGCGAUAUAUGCUGCUGUGACGGUGGUUGCGAGAGAUGGUUUCAUCUAUGGUGCAUGGGAUAUCACUCCGCACAGGAUCCGCGAAUCCCGGAGAAAUUCAUCUGCUUCGACUGUCGCGUUCGGGCGGAUCGCAAUUGGGAACUCAUCGUAGUGCACGACCUAUACCCGCGGAUGAUCGCACGUUUCAAGGACCUAGCCAUACAAAGGCGAGGAAUUAAAGUCUUCGAGAACUACGUUCCGCCAGGGUUAUCGGCGUUCGCUAAGCUGAUUGGUUGCGAUUCUACUGUUGCGGGUCAGGUAUUCAAAUGGCUAGAGACAGAAGGUUUCAUCGCUCAAGAAACUCGAGAAGUGGAUGACACAGGGUUGAUUGAGACGAGGAUGGUGUCUUCUAAGCGUAAAGGUCGAAGCGGCAAAAUGGGCCCGAAGCCGAGAACUGGACUGCGCCGCAAAAACUUGCAGAAGCCGGUGUACGUCUUCGUGGAAACGAUCAAGAACGAGGAUGUCUAUCAGGACCACUUCAAUCCCGAUCCCGAAGUCGAAAAGAGGCUACUUGGAUUAUCUGAUCUGAGGAAAGCGAGCAGGUCAGGUGAAAACUCUGUGAAGGAGAAGAAGAUCAAAAUUUCUCUAGUACCGCCUGUCGACCUCGGGGACUGA
This is a messenger RNA of Dichomitus squalens LYAD-421 SS1, 2313 nucleotides long. RefSeq names its product HORMA-domain-containing protein. Lineage: Eukaryota; Fungi; Basidiomycota; Agaricomycetes; Polyporales; Polyporaceae. Bases 1 to 2313 code for a protein of 770 amino acids. Gene Ontology annotation, biological process: meiotic recombination checkpoint signaling; synaptonemal complex assembly. The record is from RefSeq and is a predicted model, not a curated record. The transcript is spliced from 19 exons. Gene Ontology annotation, cellular component: nucleus.